UAAAACUAAACAAUUACCCAAAGCAACAACAAAAAACACCAAAAACCCUCAAAAAAUCGUAAAAAAAAGAAAACCCAGAUCAAAAAAACCUCUAGAGAAUGUGUGAAACAUUGAAGAACAAGUACCAAGUAUGUGAAGAGAUCGGCAGAGGGCGGUUUGGAACGAUUUCUCGGGUGUUUUGUCCUAUAACCGAAGCCUCAUUCGCAUGCAAAUCCAUUGACAAACGCCUUCUUACAGACCCCAUUGAUCGAGAAUCUCUAGAAAACGAGCCUAAAAUCAUGACCCUUUUGUCUCCAAACUCUAACAUCGUACAAAUCCAUGACAUGUUCGAAUCCGAAGAUGGCCUUCACCUCAUCCUCGAACUUUGCCAGCCUUAUACCCUGUACGACCAGAUUUUGCAGCCAGACUUGUCUGAAUCCAAAGCUGCUUCUUACAUGCAACAGAUUAUGUCGGGUUUAGCCCAUUGUCACAGGUUUGGGAUUGUUCAUAGAGAUGUUAAACCUGACAACAUUUUUUUUGACUUUAGAGGAAAGUUAAAGAUUGGAGAUUUUGGUUCUGCUGCAUGGUUAGGGGAACUUGGCACGGUCGAUGGGUUGGUUGGGACGCCAUAUUAUGUUGCACCGGAGGUUGUGAUGGGCAGAGCUUACAAUGAAAAGGUUGAUGUUUGGAGUGCUGGUGUCGUUUUGUAUGUUUUAUUAGCUGGUGUUCCACCAUUUUAUGGUGAGACAGCUGAGGAGAUUUUUGAGGCUGUUUUGAGAGGGAAUUUGAGGUUUCCUACAAGGAUUUUCAGGUCAGUUUCGGCUGAGGCUAAGGAUUUGUUGAGGAAGAUGAUUUGCAAGGAUGUUUCUAGGAGAUGGUCUGCAGAACAAGUUUUGAGGCACCCCUGGAUGUUGAAUGGAGGGGAAACAACUUCAAUGGACUGAUUUUAACUUCUGAAAAGAGCUGAAAUUAUCAGUCAAAAGCAAAGCAUAAUAGCUUUCAUGUAAUUAAGCCUGCCUAUCAAAAAGGGUCCCCCAGCUUUCUUCUCUAGCAAAAUUCAAACCAAAAACUCCAUGAUGGAUGCUUCCACAGAAUCGAGUUUUCCAAUACCAUGGAAGUUACAUAGGGAAAGAGUUUCUUCCCAUGGGGCUCAACCAUCAAGAACCUACCAUUCUUGUUUAGUACUUUUUUAUGGUUUUUUUUCUUUUUUUUUUAAGGAGGCAAGAGAGUGUAUAUGUAGAUAACCAGUAGGUGAGACUGAGAAUCCUUUUCCUGUUUGUCUUUCCCCUCCAUUACUUUUCUUUUUGUUAAUGGAAGUAUAAAGGAAGUGAGAAAGCGUUGAGAAACAAGGUAGUUGUUGUUGUUCUCUACUGCUUUUUUUUAUAUGGGAAUCUGGUAUGCUUAUUUUCUAUGAGAAAUUGAAUCCCCAAACAUGAACUUUAUGUAAUUUUGGAAUCUGGUUUUGAAUCUUUUGAUGGUCCAUUGCCAUUUCAUCAGCUUCUCUGAUGGAACCUAAAUGUUCUUCUUUCUUUGGAUGGAAUCAUAUACUGAAGAAUAUUGGCUAUGUGGGUUUUCAAGGUAUCUGCAGAAUUUCUAGCCAGGCAUUUAGCUGUGAAAUUGGUAGCUGGGUAUUCUUUCCAUAUUGACAUUUGACAAAAGUAAUAUGAAAUGAAAGAUUGAAUUGCAUAUCUUUUUCCACUCACCAAAGUCAUAAGAAGUUUGCUAUUAAAGAAUCAAAACAUUGGGGGACAAGCUUUGUAUGCUAGCUUAUGCUUGGUUUAUUCUAUUUUGCCUGUAUUUAACCUGUUCUUAGUUGAAAAUUCUUGUCAACAAAUGCUCACAACUUAAUAGUAAUAUCAAUCACAUUGAUUCAAAAUCA
Molecule: messenger RNA, 1858 nt
Organism: Durio zibethinus
Lineage: Eukaryota; Viridiplantae; Streptophyta; Magnoliopsida; Malvales; Malvaceae
Product: phosphoenolpyruvate carboxylase kinase 1-like
Biological process (GO): protein phosphorylation
Molecular function (GO): ATP binding; protein kinase activity
Source: RefSeq, a predicted model, not a curated record